Messenger RNA from Rotaria socialis, 1041 nucleotides. NCBI's taxonomy places the organism in Eukaryota, Metazoa, Rotifera, Eurotatoria, Philodinida, Philodinidae. The record is from the annotation of a GenBank genome assembly.
AUGAUCGAUAUCGUAUUUGUACACAAAGCAAAGACAGCAAUUGAAGAAUUAUGUCCAGAUAUUUGGCAACAAAUAUUUGAAUAUUUGAAUGCUAUCGAGCUGUUUUUCAGCUUGGUACAUAUAACUAUACCAGGAGAUGAAGUGUUGUUCAAUAGAAAUCACCAUUUCCGUUUACGAAAACUUGUUCUUGAUGCAGAUGUUACAACUCUUCCAGAGAAACUUUCCCUCUACCAAGUUAUCUCGCUCGAAUUGCAUCAAGAUAGCUGCCUGAAUACCAUUGAACAGUGCUUGGAACUUCGCUCGCUGAAACUUAUCGGUCUACCUGAAUGGGUCAUUUGUUUUCUUAGAAAAAUUUCAAAUGCCAAUAUAAAACUUGAGCAGCUUGUCUUAACUGUACCUGGCAUUGGCUCAUUGUACGAUUUACUUGCAUCUAUUUUACCAUUAUUUUCAUUGCGUCGACUAGCAAUUUAUGCGAAUGAAUCAGAAGAAAAAGUAAAAGCUGGAGCGUUGCCACUGGCACAAACAAAAAUUGAACAAUUUAUUUUGCACUCAUGUUCAUCUAUUAGCUGGAAUGAGUUGUCAUACAUACUAUCUGGUCUAUCUAAUAUUCGCUUUCUUGAUGUUACUCUGUUCCAUCAUAAUAUGAAUUCGUUUUGUUGGUUUACUUUUCCGAAACUUUGCUAUAUUUGCCUCAUAUUAGUCGAAGUAUCAUUUGAAUGGAUCAUUCAACUUGUGAAAACAAUGCCUUCGCUGGCAAAACUUAAGUUGAAGGGUCUCGUGGGCGGUGAAGGAUAUAUCAUCAAUCAUAAAUGGCUUAAUCUAUUUGAGUCGUGUUCUUCUCUUGCUAUAGUCCAGGUGAAUUUAUCACUGGAAAGAGACACUAAUUAUUUUUGUAUCAAUAUGAUUCAAGCGGCUUUACGUGAAAUCAAUCUAAAUUUAAGAUGUAUCGAAGAUGAUUACAAUUAUUAUUUUACAGGAGAAUCUCAACAACGUUGGUGGAAUCUGUCGGGAAUGGUCAUGAAACAGCCAGUACACUCCUGA